This is a messenger RNA of Camelina sativa (false flax), 583 nucleotides long. Lineage: Eukaryota; Viridiplantae; Streptophyta; Magnoliopsida; Brassicales; Brassicaceae. The record is from RefSeq and is a predicted model, not a curated record.
UGUUUUGUAAAAAAAAACAGAACGGCAUGCAAAUACAGAGGGAAGAACAUAGCGUUCCAUGUGAACGCAGGAUCAACUGAUUAUUGGCUAUCUCUUCUAAUUGAGUAUGAAGAUGGUGAAGGAGACAUUGGCUCUAUGCACAUUCGUCAAGCCGGGUCUAAGGAGUGGAUAGCGAUGAAGCACAUAUGGGGAGCAAACUGGUGCAUCGUGGCAGGACCACUCGAGGGACCAUUCUCCGUCAAGCUCACCACUUUGUCCAACAACAAGACACUCUCCGCCACCGACGUCAUCCCCAGUAACUGGGUUCCCAAAGCUACUUACACCUCCCGGCUCAACUUCUCCCCUGUUCUCUAAUUAGCCUCUCUUCAUUAUUUUAUUUUAUUUUUGUUGUGGGAGAGAGUAGCACAAAGAGGACAAUGAGUGAAGAGAGAGAGAGAGAGAGCAAACAGUAAUUAAGUAAUACCAGAGAUCAACUGUAGCCAUCUCCAAAGUUAGGGGAAGAAGAGCUUGCAAUGUAUGUGUCACUACUAACUUUCUAUGUUGUCCCUUUUCUUGUUUUCCUUGUCCAUAGGGAUGUGUGUCA